UUAUAGGUUAAUUAAUCAUGUAAAUAAAUUAGAAGUUUUAUUUUUUAAAGAAUUUUAAUGGGAUAAUACUUAAUUACCCUUUAAUAUAAUCAAUAAAAAGAUUUGUAAUCUGUGAGCCACUAUAAACAUUUUAUGUUCAUUAGUAAAUUUAUUAAAAAAUUUAGUAGUAUCAGACCAUUUAUUAACAAUAUAGUGUACAUAAGAAAAGUUAAUUAUUUAUCCAAGUGCAAUACAACACACCUAACCGAAUUACUAAAGAGUAAACAUAACAGCAAUAAGAAGAAAUUUGAUAAUUCUUUACAAAAAUAUCAAUAUUAUUUGCCCAAGUGUUCAUACGGUGUCAAAACUAUGGAGGUGACGUACUUAGAAACACCAGAUAAAUCGGAGAACGAUAAAAAACACUAUAAAACACUCUUGCUUGGAAAUGGAUUACAUAUAUUAUUGGUAUCGGAUCCUACCGCUGCACCAUAUGAUUGUAGCUCAUCUUCAGGUAAUUCUUCCGUAGCAUCCAUUACUGAUGAAAGCUCUGAAAUGGAGAGCAUGUCCUCUACACAAAGUAGCGCAGAGGAUGAUGACGAUUGCUUUGAAGGUGAUGAAAUGCUUGCCGCGUGUGCAUUACUGAUCGACUAUGGCUCGUUCUCUGAGCCUACGAAAUAUCCGGGCUUAGCGCAUUUUCUGGAGCAUAUGAUAUUUAUGGGUUCAGAAAAAUUUCCUGAAGAGAAUGCUUUUGAUGUGCAUAUUAAAAAUUGUGGUGGUUUUGAUAAUGCCCAUACGGAAAGCGAGGAGACUGUUUUUUACUUUGAAGUGGGUGAAGAACAUUUAGAUAGCAGUAUGGAUUGCUUUUCUGCAUUGUUUAAAGCACCCUUAAUGAAAAAAGAAGCAAUGACACGAGAACGAGAUGCUGUCGAUUCAGAAUUUGACCAGACUCAAAAUGAUGAUGAGGCGAGGCGUGAUCAAUUACUGGCUAGUUUAGCGAAUGAAGGCUUUCCGCAUGGCAAAUUUGCUUGGGGCAAUAAAAAAUCGUUGAAAGAAAAUAUUGAUGAACAGGAUUUGCAUAGAACUUUACAUGACGUGAGAGAGAGACAUUAUAGUGCGAAUCGCAUGUAUUUGUGUGUGCAGGCGCGAUUGCCAAUUGAUGAACUGGAGAAUAUAGCAAUAAAGCAUUUUGCAGAUAUACCAAGCAAUAAUUUGCCAGGAUCUGAUUUUAGUCAAUUCAAUUAUAAACAAGCGUUUUGUGAAAAUUUUCAUAAAGAUGUGUUCUUUGUAAAAUCGAUUGCAAAUUUGUGUAAACUUGAAUUGACAUGGGUUCUGCCUUCAAUGACAAAGUAUUAUAAAUGUAAACCAGAGCACUUUAUUUCUUUUAUACUCGGCUAUGAAGGAGAAGGCAGUUUAUGCGCCUACCUCAGAAAAAGGCUUUGGGGUCUUGAUUUAAUAGCGGGACCUGAUGAUUCAGGAUUUGACACCAAUUCUAUAUAUACUUUAUUUAAUUUGUGUAUAGUUUUGACUGAUGAUGGUUUAAAACACAUAGACGAGGUACUCGCUGCAACAUUUUCCUACGUAAAGCUACUAAACACGAAAUUUGAAGAGCUGGAAGAAGUGUAUAAUAAUCUGAAAUCAAUUGAGUCGACAUCUUUUCGUUUUCAAGAGCAAAAGCCCGCAUUUGAUAAUGUGCAGAACUUAGUAACGCAAAGUAAACGAUUCCCUCCAAAAGAUAUACUCACUGGAAUGGACAUAUACUUUGAGUAUAACAAGGAACAAGUGAAAGAAGUUGUGGAUCAUUUGAAUGAUUUUAGAUUUAACAUAAUGAUAACAUCGAAAGGAAAAUGUGAAGGUGUUGUAUAUGAUAAAGAGGAGAAAUGGUUUGGUACUCAGUAUGGCACUAUCAACAUGCCCGAGAAAUGGAAAAAUCUGUGGGAAAAUUGUGUGGAAAUGCCUGAAUUGUUCUUACCAGAGUCAAAUACUUUCAUAUCAGAUGAUUUUCGUCUGUUUUGGGUGGAAGAUGGCAAGCCAGAAUUGCCUGCCGGACCGAAAAAAAUUCUACAAAGUGAUGUUUGUGAGCUUUGGUUUAGGCAAGAUGAUAAAUUUCUAUUACCACAUGCUACAAUGUAUUUUCAUUUUAUAUCUCCAUUGCCACGACAGAGUGUUAAAAAUGAUGUUAUGAGUUGUAUAUAUGCGGAGAUGAUUAAGUUUUGUUUAGCCGAGGAAUUAUAUCCGGCAACUGUUGCUGGCUUAACCUAUGAUUUCAGUGGAGCUGAAAAAGGGGUUGUACUAAAGGUAAAUGGAUACAAUCAAAAAGUACAUAGAGUUGUUAAUAUUAUAAUAAAUGCGAUGACCAAUAUAGACUGUCAUUCAAGUCAAGCGAUAUUUGAUGUGCUAAAAAUGAAAAUUUUGAAACAAUACUAUAAUAUUCUUAUAAAGCCAGCUAAACUAAAUAAAGACAUACGGUUGAGUAUCGUACAUAAUAAACACUGGCCUUUAAUUGACAAAUAUAUGGCAAUAAGAGACGUAACUUUAAACGAUAUAAUAAACUUUUCAAAAAUAUAUACAGAUCAAUUGUAUAUAAAAUGUUUGAUGCAAGGCAACAUGACAGAGGAACAGGCUCAUAAUGUUAUGAAUUCCGUACUUACAGCUGUGAACUCCAAACGUAUUACCGAGCAUGAAUUUAUUGAAGAUAGAAUUCUAGAAAUGCCAAAGGGUUCGAACUAUGUACGCAUUCAAGCACUCAACAAUCAAGAUAAUAACACAGUGGUUUGUAAUUUCUACCAAAUCGGUCCAAAUACUUUGCGUACUGAAAGCAUACUGGACUUAUUAAUGAUGUUCAUUGAGGAACCUUUCUAUGCAACGCUACGUUCUCUCGAACAGCUGGGCUAUUCAGUGUCCACUUCGGUUCGGAUUAAUUAUGGCAUUGUUGGUUAUACUUUAAUAAUUAAUUCACAAGAAAAUAAAUAUGAAGCUUCUUAUGUUGAUGAACGUAUUGAGGCUUUCCGCAAUACAGUAAUAUCAAUUAUAAAAAAACAAACAGCAAAGGAAUAUGAGCAUGUGCGGAAGUCUUUAAUUAAAUCGAAGCAGGUUGUGGAUAUGGCGCUGUAUGAGGAGGUCAACAGAAAUUGGGGUGAAAUACAUUGUGGAGAGUAUUUCUUCGAUCGAAGGCGUAAAGAAGUAGAAGUAUUACGUACGAUAUCUAAAGAAGAUAUUAUACAGUUCUGCUUGGAAAAUGAACGUACGAAUUUACGGAAAUUAUCUAUACAAAUAAUUGGCAAUAGUAAAGUUACUACAUCUGAAGAUAAAGAAAAUGAAAAGAAUUCAAAUCUCGAAGACGAUGCCGAAGAUAUCGACGAGAAGCUGUUAACUACUCUCAAUUUAAAUUUUAUAACAAAUGCAUCCGACGUCCAAGAAAUUUCAAAUAUUAAUGAUUUUAAAAAUACUUUAAAUAUAUAUCCUGUAACUAAAACUAUUAUUGAUGAAAAUGCAACGAAAGCUGAUAUCAUAGAAAAUAUUGUAGAAUAAAUAGUAUUGGCCACUCUACAGUAGGACACGGAAUACAAUUAUUUUUAUUAUAUGUAUAUACAUAUAUACAUAUAUAGAUAUAAUAUAUAGUAACACAAGGUUAAAAACAUUUAGGAAAUAUCACUGCUAAUUGAAACAAUAUAAAUUCUAAAUUAAUAAAUCUAAUCUCGGUAGUAGACAAUUAUUAAUACAUAU
Molecule: messenger RNA, 3702 nt
Organism: Teleopsis dalmanni
Lineage: Eukaryota; Metazoa; Arthropoda; Insecta; Diptera; Diopsidae
Product: nardilysin
Exons: 10
Coding region: 133-3507 (1124 amino acids)
Biological process (GO): proteolysis
Molecular function (GO): metalloendopeptidase activity; metal ion binding
Source: RefSeq, a predicted model, not a curated record